CCUUGCACACACAUAUCGUCCCCCCUCCCUUCUCGUUACCCGUCCUUUAUAAUACCCCAGAUCUCCCUCCUUCCUGACGCGUUGCGCCUGCAGUCAGUCUUUUGUCGCACUACUGAUGCUACUCUGACUACCGUCUCCCGCUUCCAAACAUCGACGUCGAAACGAUGGCGGAAAAACACCUACACUCUUCCGACCCGGAAUUGGCCGGCGUCCCUUCACGACACAGCUCAUCCGAGAGGAAAAACGAUGCCUACAUGGAGGGUGCCGCUGUCCUUGGUGGUGAGGACGAAGCGGCCAGGUAUGGCUACGUGAGUCGUGGUCUCAAGUCGCGUCACAUUCAGUUCAUUGCUCUGGGCGGAACUAUUGGUACCGGUCUCUUCCUCGGUAUCGGAAAUGCCUUCACCCACGCUGGCCCUCUCUCCAUCCUGCUCGGUUAUACCUUCACCGGUCUCGCUGUUUUCGGUAUGAUGCAGUGUCUUGGUGAGAUGGCCACAUGGCUUCCUCUUCCCGGUGCUAUCCCUCAGUUCUGCGCUCGAUACGUCGACGAUGCUCUCGGUUUUGCUGUCGGUUGGAAUAACUGGUACUCCGCCGCCAUCACUUUAUGCGCCGAAAUCUCGGCCGCCUCUCUUGUCAUCGGCUUCUGGGAAGGUGCUCAAAGUGUCAACGUCGCCGUAUGGAUCAGCAUCAUCUGGGUUGUCAUCAUUUUCCUCAACAUCUUUGCCGUUUCCCUCUACGGCGAGGCCGAAUUCUGGUUUGCAUCUAUGAAGCUUAUUACCAUUGUCGGCCUGCUCAUCAUGGCCUUCAUUGUCGACCUUGGCGGAAACCCGCGCCACGAACGUCUUGGUUUUCGCUACUGGAAGAACCCGGGCGCCAUGAAAGAGUAUCCACCCCAGGUCCACGGCGACCUUGGUCGCUUUCUGGGUCUCUUUUCUACCCUCGUCAACGCUGCCUUCUCCUACGGCGGUGUGGAAAUGGUCGCCGUUGCCGCUGGUGAGGCCGAAAACCCUCGCAAGAACAUCCCCAAGGCCGUUCGUCGUGUCUUCUGGCGUAUUCUCUUUUUCUACGUCUUGGGAUCUCUCGCCAUUGGUGUCCUUGUGUCUUCCAACGACAAGGGCCUCCUUGAUGCUCAGGCCGAAGGCCGCUCCGACGCUGCUGCCUCCCCAUGGGUUAUCGGCAUCAAGAACGCUGGCAUCUCCGUCUUGCCCUCCAUCAUCAACGCUGUCAUCUUGACUUCCGCGACUUCCUCUGGCAAUGCCUUCCUUUACACCGGCUCUCGCUACCUCUACGCUUUGGCGCAGAACCGUCAGGCCCCACGUAUCUUCCUCACUUGCAGUAAGAAGGGUGUCCCCUAUUACGCCGUUGCCGCCACGGCUAUCAUCGGCGGUCUCACUUACCUCUCUGUCGAUCCCAACGGUGGUGCCGCAAAGGCGUUCAGCUGGUUCCAGAACUUAACGACCAUCGCUAGUCUCUUCACCUGGUGCUCGAUCUGCGUUGCUUACCUUCGCUUCUACAAGGCGCUAAAGGCUCAGGGCAUUAGCCGCGAUACCUUGGUCUUCAAGAGCAGGUUUCAACCAUACACGGCAUGGUUCGCGCUUAUCUACUUUGCUAUCAUUAUCAUUUUCAGCGGGUUUGCUGUCUUCAUCAAAGGCAAUUGGGAUGUCGCUGAUUUCAUCGCUGCCUACAUUGGCAUCCCCAUCUUCUUCCUUCUCUACGGUGGCUGGAAGAUUAUCAAGCGACCGAAGGUCAUAAAACCAUCAGAGGCCGAUCUCACGACUGGAAAGGCGGCGCUUGAUGCAGAGGAUGAGCAUUGGCAGAGAGAGUAUAAGCCUCCUGUCACCAUAAUUGAAAAGAUUUGGGAUUGGUUGGCGUAAAAUGUAUAAUCAUAAGGCUUGAUGGCGUUGGCGAAGGCGGUUGUUCUCGUUGUCUUCUGGAGAAGUGUCAUGAGCAAGCGACUUGGUCGGAGAGAGCGGUGGUUUUCUAGAAUUUAUACCCCAUAGGAAACUUGACGAAUGCUAAUGUCGAUAACAACGGCCUCAAUCGAAAUGUCAAUCCAGAGUUGUGCGUCGAAGAGUGCCAAGUUUUGCGGCUGGGUUCGGGUGUUCUCUAUCAAUCACACCAUCUCUUCCUUUGAACGAGCAAUAAACGAAAACCGAAACGAAAAGGA
Neurospora hispaniola is the source of this 2164-nucleotide messenger RNA. RefSeq names its product amino acid permease/ SLC12A domain-containing protein. Gene Ontology annotation, biological process: amino acid transmembrane transport. The transcript has 3 exons. The record is from RefSeq and is a predicted model, not a curated record. NCBI's taxonomy places the organism in Eukaryota, Fungi, Ascomycota, Sordariomycetes, Sordariales, Sordariaceae. The coding region runs from base 165 to 1871 and encodes 568 amino acids. Gene Ontology annotation, cellular component: membrane. Gene Ontology annotation, molecular function: amino acid transmembrane transporter activity.